AACUCGGCGCGUAACAAGGCAAAUUACGCAAGCGCCAUCUACUUUUUUUGAACGGAUAAAUCGUGGAACUAUAACGCUUAAAAUAAAGGUAUUUAGUACUUCUACAAUUCAGUAUUCUAGGGUUUAGUGAAGCUCUUUUCUGUUUCUUACUUUUCCUAUCAAAAUGGGGAAAGCUUUUGGAAAUCUUCAUUAUGUACGAGGAAUCGUAUUCUAUAGAUUAAGUUCAAUGGAACAAAAAGCCUUCGCAGGAAUGCUAAAUCCUGGUUUAAAGAACGUGGCUCGUCGAUUUCGGGAAAAUAUUUUUCGCGUUGCACCACCCUUUAUGCUUGGCUACUUAGUCUACGAUUGGGGUGAAAAAACUUACCAUCAAAAUCAACGCAAGAAUCCCAAGGAUUACGAGAAUGACACGUAAAAAAUGCAGACAAUAUUAAAUAGUUUCGAUUAAUUAGGAAAUUUUCUUUCUUUCUUUCGCUCGUUAUCUAAUUAAAAAAAAUGUCAGCAAUUUACGAUAAAAUAAUUAAAAAAUCUACAACUACAAUAAUAGGUAAAUUUACAAACUUUUGUUUUUCUUAUUAACAGUAAGUAAUUUUCUCUUGAAAAGAAUAUUCAUUUUUUUAAACAACCGUUUGAAUAAAAUAUUGUCUCCAAAAAGA
Molecule: messenger RNA, 653 nt
Organism: Leptopilina heterotoma
Lineage: Eukaryota; Metazoa; Arthropoda; Insecta; Hymenoptera; Figitidae
Gene: UQCR-Q
Product: cytochrome b-c1 complex subunit 8
Exons: 3
Coding region: 164-412 (82 amino acids)
Biological process (GO): mitochondrial electron transport, ubiquinol to cytochrome c
Source: RefSeq, a predicted model, not a curated record